Lymnaea stagnalis (great pond snail) is the source of this 637-nucleotide messenger RNA. NCBI's taxonomy places the organism in Eukaryota, Metazoa, Mollusca, Gastropoda, Lymnaeidae. The record is from the annotation of a GenBank genome assembly.
ACGCCAGCCGUGCUGCAAAAGGUGAAACUCUCGUGCCCAGGCGUGCUGGACAGGAUGCUGACUGGACGCUGGGAACUUAAGAACCACUCGGCCAAAGAACUGGAAGAGGUGGAGAUAUUCAUGAGCAGAACGAGGGCGUACCACAAGCUGCCUCCAACUCUACAACGCGAGGAUAAGAAAUGUGGUAGGUCAGGUGGUCACUGUAUGAAUAUUUAUUAUAAUCAAACUUUACUAUGAGGCUUUGUUGGAAUUUCAGUUUAUAUUUAAAUAAAAAUGGGAAUAAUAAUGCUGUUGUUAAAUUCCAUUGCGAAGUAUUUAUUAUCUGAAACUGAUACAUUUUAAUAGUUAAACGCCAACAAAAAAGGUAAUUAAAAUUUGACAAUUAUGAAGAUGUUUAUGUUCCUCUUAUUUUAAUAUCAGUUUUUUUUUUCCUCCAGGCAAUGUAAAUUUCCCCGGCAAGGAAUGGCAUAGAGCAGUAUGUAACCCUAAAGGCGACACCCCGUGCUGUAUGAAUAACGUUUGUGUCAAUAAAUCUGUCCAAGAGUGUCAAUGUCCAGAAUGCCAUGACAUGAGACACCAGAUCCAUGCUGAGUUUGCCACCUGGGUACCUGCGGACCCUACCUGUAAGGUGAGUCAG